Dendrobium catenatum is the source of this 1344-nucleotide messenger RNA. RefSeq names its product protein FAR1-RELATED SEQUENCE 5-like. NCBI's taxonomy places the organism in Eukaryota, Viridiplantae, Streptophyta, Magnoliopsida, Asparagales, Orchidaceae. The transcript has 2 exons. The record is from RefSeq and is a predicted model, not a curated record. Bases 1 to 1344 code for a protein of 447 amino acids. Gene Ontology annotation, molecular function: zinc ion binding. Gene Ontology annotation, biological process: regulation of DNA-templated transcription.
AUGGCCAGGGCCAUAGAAGUUGCAUUACCUCAUACUCGUCAUAGAUUAUGCCAAUGGCACAUCUUUAAAAAGGUUCCAUCAAAAGUUUCCAUCUACAAUAGCAAUAAUAAAGUUAGAGGACUCUUCCAUAAGUGUAUGAGGUGGUGUGAUUCUGAGGAAGUGUUUGAGGAAGCGUGGGAUGAAAUGAUGAAGGAAGGGAAUCUUCAUAACCAUGAAUGGUUGCAGGAUCUUUAUAAGAUUAGGAGAAAGUGGUCAACUGCUUUCAACAAGGAUUCCUUUUGCAUGGGCAUUUUAUCAACGCAGCGUAGUGAGUGUACUAAUAAUGUGUGUCAUGGCAUUUCGAAGCCAACAAGUUCAAUAACUGACUGUUUUCUUGGCUUGGAGAAGGUACUGAAGAAUUGGCGGCGAAAUGAGCAAGAUGAGGAUUACAAAUGUAGUCAAUCUGAAAUUGUUCCCGUGAUAAAGAACAGCUCAAUAUUAAAACAAGCUGCUAGAUUUUACUCAAGAAGAAUAUAUUCAAUUUUUGAGGAAGAAUUUAUAAAGGCUGUGGGAGAAAUGAGUAUAGAUUUUGUCUCAACUGAUUCUUCAAAGUAUAUAGUCAACUACAUAGAGAAAAAGAAUCAAAACCAUCCUUGGGUUGUUCACUUUGAUGCAACAGAAGGUAACAUUCAAUGCAGCUGUAAGAAGUAUGAAACCAUGGGAUUGCUGUGUUCUCAUUGUUUGAGGGUUUUUAAACAGUUGGAUAUGGCUAAAUUUCCUGAGAAGUACUUAUUACUUCGUUGGUCAGCAAGGGCUCGACAAGUUUUUUAUUCAGGUUACUUGCUUAAUUCUAAAAGAAGUAAUAAUUUCCAAGGUGGUAGGGGAUUCAUAUUCAGAAAUCAGGUGAGCAGGUUUGCAUAUCAAAUGAGCACGGAAGCUCAAGGGAAUGAGGAGGCAGAGGAGUUUAUUCUUUCCUCAUUGCAAGACAUGUAUAAAAAAUUAUACCUAAUUCUUGGUGGCAAGAAAAGAAAUGAGAAGGAUGUUGCGGGUUCCCAAGGUGGAACUGCUAAUUUGAAAGAUCCUCUAAAGCGUAGACCUAAAGGCAUAUCAAAUGCAAGACUGAAAAGCCAUUGGGAAAAGAAGAAACGACCUAAGAAGAAGAAGCCUUUGGUGGGGGAUAACCCAAUAGAUGAACCUUCUUCAACACAUCCUAGUUCAACACAGAUGAACUUUUCAAGCAUGCCUGAAUGUUUCAGUGAGGAAUAUAUAACCGGCAUACCAUCAAGCCAACCUGGAGCUGAAUACACCAAGUUGAUGAUGGAUUUUCUUUCUUCGGAGUUGGAAUUUAAUGAAUAUGCAAUGUAA